Molecule: messenger RNA, 513 nt
Organism: Labrus mixtus (cuckoo wrasse)
Lineage: Eukaryota; Metazoa; Chordata; Actinopteri; Labriformes; Labridae
Product: guanylin-like
Exons: 3
Coding region: 1-330 (109 amino acids)
Cellular component (GO): extracellular region
Molecular function (GO): guanylate cyclase activator activity
Source: RefSeq, a predicted model, not a curated record
AUGAGAGUGCUCAGUGUUGUUCUUGUUCUGGUGUGUGUGUGCUGGGGAGCCAUAGGUGUGCAGGUUAAGGCUGGAGACAGAGUCUUUCCUUUGGAGUCAGUGAAGCAGCUGAAGGAGCUGAUGGAUUUGGAUGACAAAAACGUCAGCCUGAACCUCCCUGAGACGAGCAUUGAAGCCGCUUGCGCCAACCCACUUCUGCCGCGAAUCUUCCGGCCAGUGUGUCGAGGAAGGAGAACAGGGAUUGUUUUCUCUAAGCUGGUGAAAAUCAUCACACCUUUGGAUCCUUGUGAAAUAUGCGCCAACGCUGCCUGUUACGGGUGUUUGUACUGAGGCUGCCAUCUGCCAAAUGCACACACACCCAUCAACCCAGCAACCACGAGGGUCAAGGUUCAGAGGUCAACUGAUGCCUAAAAAUUACUGGGUUAAAAGUUUUGGUACACACUUAUCAUACCUUUAUCAGAAAAAUGUCAAAAUAGACAUACUGCAUUGUUUGAAUAAAAUAUCAGUCUCUCC